AUGAACUGUUUUACUCUGAUCGCACCAAAUGACGAAGAGGAGCGGAUGGACGAUACAAAUGAAAAUAUUCCGAAUAAAAAUCAAACACCUAAACCACCCCCAAUCUUUAUACAAGUACAGAUAAAUUUUAACAAUUUCUGUAUUAAAAUUAAAGAAUUAACUGAUUCCUCGGGAUUUGAUUGUAAAAGUUCUACUAAUAAACUUAAACUUCAAACAUACAGCGCUGAUUCGUAUAGAUCAGUGAUCAAUUAUCACAAAGAAAAUAAUGUUUCAUUUCAUUCAUAUCAGUCAAAAGAACUAAAAACAUUUCGUGCAGUAAUCCGGAAUCUACAUCCCACUACUGAUUUGUCACUUAUCAAAAAGGAACUCUUAAACAGUGGAUUUACCACCAGAAACAUAAUGCCUGUUUUUCAUAAAUUAACGAAGACUCCUCUUCCAAUAUUCUUUAUUGACCUGGAACCUGGUCCAACCAAUGCCGAUAUCUUCAAAAUCACAUCGCUGUGCUACAUGAUAGUAAAAAUCGAACCUGCCCACCCUAAAAGAGAUAUCCCUCAAUGCCACCGCUGUCAGACUCGUGGCCACACUCGCAGCUACUGCAAUCACACUCCUCGUUGCGUUAGAUGUGGCUUAGACCAUGAAUCAUUGCAUUGUACUAACGAUCACAGUUCCCCUGCUAAAUGUGCUUUAUGUAAUGGCAGCCACCCGGCCAACUAUAAAGGGUGUAAAACAUAUACUGACCUAAUAAAAAAAUUAGCUCAAUCUAAAAACAAUAUGUGGAAUAAUAAAAACAAACACCAUCAUACCUCAAAUGUCAUUAACCAUAAUCUCCCCCCUCCAACAGACUCACAGAAUUUCCCUCCUCUCAAUAGUGAAUCAAAUCCACACUCUCAAACCAAUAACCAAAAUCAGAAUCUAGAUCUCACAAUCCAACUGUCUUCAUUCAUAAAUGAUUUAAAAACAUUAAUAAACCCACUCCUAUCACUGCUCACUACUGUCAUUGAUAAAUUCAUUAAAAAUGGCAACUAA
Molecule: messenger RNA, 1026 nt
Organism: Cinara cedri
Lineage: Eukaryota; Metazoa; Arthropoda; Insecta; Hemiptera; Aphididae
Source: the annotation of a GenBank genome assembly